CACACCACACACACGCCCACACAAUCUCAUCUCACACCUCUAUCACCUUCCUCACCAUUCUUCUCUCUCUCUCUCUCUCUCUCUCUCUCUCUCUCUCUCACUCUCUGCAAUUCUUCCCCAAAUAAUUCCGUCAAAAAUGGAACUGAAGAUUUGUUAACAAUCACCAAAUCAAUCGUAUCGGCAAAAAUGCAAGUGUUGGCUUUCCAGAGGUCUCAAAUUGUACUAUCAAGUAAGAAUGGCGGCACCAAUCAGAUUCCCCCAAUUUCUGCUCUGAUUCAUUCACUCCCCUUCUCUCCUUUCCUUCCCAUAAGAGUUCGUCCGCCGCGCUCGUAUUCCUUACGAUGCAAGGUAUCAUCCAAGUUGGUUUUGCGGAGCAGAACAAUAAGAGCGCAUGCAUUAAAUGUCGGAACGGGAUCUGGUGGCUAUGAAGAUACGCAUGAAAAUAACAACCAAAGUUCCUCUCUUGAUGGACAACAACAUAGUGAUGCUUCAUCGAAAAUUUUGAGUGGUGCAUCUCCUGAUCGAAUUCCUUAUCCUUUAUCUAUAGCUUUUGUGGUGUGUGCAUGUGCUUUGGUAUUUUCACUUGUUGUCUUCACAAAAGGACCUUCCUCGAUCUUGCCAGCUCUUGCAAAGUCGGGCUUCACCGCCGCGUUCUCUUUGAUUUUUGUUUCUGAAAUCGGAGACAAGACUUUUUUCAUUGCCGCGCUUUUGGCCAUGCAAUACAAGAAACUGCUGGUUCUUUUGGGAUCAAUGGGUGCACUAUCCCUUAUGACAAUCCUGUCUGUCGUAAUUGGUCUCAUAUUCCAUUCCGUACCGUCUCAAUUUCAAACAACCUUGCCAAUCGGGGAAUAUGCAGCUGUAACGCUUUUGAUGUUCUUCGGCCUUAAAUCUAUCAAAGAUGCAUGGGACCUUCCAUCAGCUGCAGCUAAAUCUGCUGAAGAAGGAAACCAAGAAUCUGACGAAUUUACCGAAGCUGAGGAGCUUGUCAAAGUUAAGGCUUCAAAGAAGCUCUCGAAUCCCCUCGAAAUUAUCUGGAAGUCAUUUAGCCUCGUAUUUUUCGCUGAAUGGGGGGACCGUUCAAUGCUGGCAACAAUAGCUCUUGGUGCAGCACAGUCACCUUGGGGAGUAGCAAGUGGAGCCAUUGUAGGUCAUCUCUUAGCAACAACUAUUGCAGUACUCGGAGGCGCAUUUCUUGCAAACUACAUUUCUGAAAAACUGGUGGGAUACAUUGGUGGAGCAUUGUUUUUAGUUUUUGCAGUCGCCACGUUUUUCGGAGUGUUUUAACGAAGGACUAGAAAAGUGGGAAGGGAAUACUUUUUCAGCAUUCGUAAGAGCUGAAAUACCGAAGAUUUGCUCGUGUAAGUUAGCCUCAAUUCAUUGGUUAAUAGGGGAUUAAUAUUGUGAAGGUGAUCAUUUUAUUUAUUGUUGUAACAUUUUUUCUUGUAAAAGUCUUUACACGAGUAGAAUAGAACAUGUAGGAGCACUUGUUGAUAUAGUUCAUUAACGAGGAAUCGAAGACGUAAAUUUUAUGAUCAGAAAAUGUUAAGUUUGCUUCGUAGA
This is a messenger RNA of Erythranthe guttata (spotted monkey flower), 1560 nucleotides long. Its product is annotated as protein PAM71-homolog, chloroplastic. Gene Ontology annotation, cellular component: chloroplast; Golgi apparatus. Gene Ontology annotation, molecular function: calcium ion transmembrane transporter activity; manganese ion transmembrane transporter activity. NCBI's taxonomy places the organism in Eukaryota, Viridiplantae, Streptophyta, Magnoliopsida, Lamiales, Phrymaceae. The record is from RefSeq and is a predicted model, not a curated record. Gene Ontology annotation, biological process: manganese ion transmembrane transport; Golgi calcium ion homeostasis; calcium ion transmembrane transport.